CGGUUCAGGGUUGCCACAUCACUGGUGACCGUUGAGGAUGUUGCGCUCAACCUUGACCUACAUGUCUGUUUCUCGGUGCUCUGAGCUGUUUUCCAACCCUCACUUGAUCCUUUCAGAAAGUCAUCUUUCGUUUUCAUUAUUGCCCCGAGUGCCCAUUAGCUGUUUUCCAAAGGAAAUUGCUCUUUCUGAGAGAGUGCAGGAGCCGUGCAGCGAGACUCAGACACCAGACGCGUGAGCAUGUCUGCCACUCCCUGCUCCUGCUAUAUCAUUUGUGAGUCUUAUGAAUUAUGGAUUGAGCUGCAGAUCACCUACGCUGGUGCUCUACUGACCCACUUGGAGCACACAUCUGAAUAUUCUCUUUCCCCCACUCAUCAUAUCACGUGUGUUUCUUUCAGAUUCUGCAUUAUUAUAAUGAUUAUUUUCUGCCUCAUUUCUCUUGUCUUGACCUCUGUAAUGUAAUUCCAACAUGGCCAUCAGCCCACAGAAAUAAAUCGUUAUUUUUUCCGAUUUUCUUACCCUUUUUAUGGUAGAUCUAUUUAAAAACUAGCCUCUCAUUGAUACAUAAACGGUAGACUUAAUAUAGUUCAAAGUCUGAACUCAGUUCUAAUAUGUAUUUUGGCUCCCUCUAGUGGACGCCCUCUGCCAAAGUUCACAUUUUGCACCCUUAAGAAUCACAAAAAAUUGACAAAAAGCUGAUCUAAGUGUUGCAUGAUCCUUAAAUGACAGACUGUUUUAAGUGCAGGAGUAAGGUGUUAAAUUUAAAAGUGAGUCAAAUGGGGUUAUUACAGUUCAACCCUCAUGUCCCCUUCAAAGUUCCCCAAUAAGGUCAAGCGAGAGUCACUCCACGCAGUGAGACCCCAACUGCGCCAACAUCAACAGACUCUGAGCCAAAAAUCUGCGACGGAUUCUUCUUUAUAGUUCCCUUUCCUGCUUAUGAAUCGGCUGGCGCCACUAUCAGCUCACCACCAGCCACUGGUACUUUGACGGCUUCCAACAACAGUUUGGUCCAGUGCCUUCACUGUUGCAUAACCCCGAUGAAUGGAGUAUAAACAGACUCAUACUUGCCAAUGGGUAGACGUUCCUUCUCGUGUACCGACUCUGUUUACUCUUACAAUACUAUUGUGUUCCCAGCGCACACGUGCACCCAAACAGAAACCUCCACCACUUCAGACACAAAUAUACUUCCCAGAGUUUGGAAAAUAGAAGAGUCAGAGUUGGUCCAUCACUGCCCACGUCUGUCAGAAUUGUCUUAGCAAUGAAAAGUUGUCAAGAAGUUUAUAUAACUCCCAACUGGUCUGUUGAUUCUGCAGCAGCUCAGGGAGUGAGACGGGUGCUUCGUUUUAUGGGGGAAUCAUUGUUCAGGAGGGCACUGAGCCCCCUCAUAGCUGUCUCCCCUCACAGGCCGGAAUUAUCUUCACUCCACAAAGCACUCUCUCUUCUGCUUUUACGUAACCCCGUGCAGUAUCCCUCCAUAACACAUCAAUUUUGGAUUACAUGGGUGACAUGUUGGGGCUGUAACAUAUUGCCUCUGUGAUUUUAGCAAUCACAAGACUGAAGAAAUGCCUCUCCAACUCACCAAGACAGAGCCCCUUUUUCAACUAUAUUCCUGGACAGAUAGUCAAAAACAAACAUGCUACCAGUAAUCUUUAUUUUUAUUACGGGGAAUAUAAAUAUAAAACCAAAGUUCUUUGAUCUCAAUGGGGGGCAGGACAUUUUCAAGGGUUGUUGAAUCUUAAGGGACUGUUAAAUCACUUGACAGAUAUAAAUAUACAAAUGUCCCAGUAGCACCACAGGAAAAAUAAUCUAAGGAAGGCAAUAUGUUUUCCUGCUGGGCCACAUGUGAAUAAUGUGGUCACAAACUGCGUGUUUGAACCUUUCAGUUUAUGAGCCAACCAGCUGUGUGAGUAAAUAUUGCAGCGACCAAACUUCCAAUCAAAAUUAUCAAGACGAAAAUGUGAUUGGUAGACAUUAGAAUGGUCACUGUUGUUAUAAGUAUUGUGAAUAAAAGGUUAUUUUUUUAAGUGAAUCAAUUGUAAAGUAAUGUGUGUGUACUUGUUUAUCUUGCCUUGUGGGAACCAAUUGACAAAACACUGUUCUUGUGGGGACCUUAUGCCUUUGUGGAGACCAUUUGACCGGAGCCCACGAGAACUGAAAAACAACAACUGUCAUUAUAGUUAUAGUCAAUAUAGACUUCUGUGUACCUGGUUUAUCCUCAUUUGUAGGGAACAUAUAUUGUGAGGGCCUAAUGCCUUUGUGCGGAUCAUUUGGCUGGAACCCACAAGCCUUAGUUUGAGGAUGAAAACUUUGAAAUAACUAGGUCAUUACAACUGGGUUUAAGUUUGGUUGAGGUCCUGGUUAAGGUUAGGCAUUUGUUUUGGAUGGUUUAGGGUGAGAGGCUGGAGAAAGCAUUAUGUCCCAACAAGGAUAGCAAGACAAACGUGUGUGCAGACUGUGAUGCCAUUUAAAGCAAGGUCUAUUGUGAAGGGCGAAAGCCCACAUAUUGAUAUAUUAAAUGAAAAACAUGUGAAAAGAUGCAAUUGUUGGUGAAAAAAAUGAAUUUAAAACAAUAACUUGUGACUCUAAUAACGUGUAUAUGUCAUGACAUUGAGUGAGGAACACCACUACGCUGCUCUAACUGAUCCCCUGGGCUUCACCAUAAAUCACACUUAAACUGGUUCAACAUCACUGCGAAGAAGUAUUAAAAUAGAAUUCACCGGAUUGGUUUUAAUGAACAUUUUGCUGCAGCUUUGUCUGAUCCCUUCUAUUUUUCUAAAUCUCCGGGAAUGAUUUGGCAAAGCCUGGAACGUCUGGCCUUCGCUCAGCGACAGCUCUGUCCUCAGAAUGACAAUGAGCAUUAUGUAUCAGGAGGGAAGUGUCGCCUCUGACCACUGGCUGAGAACAGCGCUCCAAACACAUUAUUCUCUGUCUGUGUGCGAGAUUGCCUUUAGAUUACAUUUGUUUUUGUAAAAACUCUUCAGUCGUCGCAGGUUAUCACAAGUAUUCCCCUCUGUUUUUCUACUCAAACCCAAGAUUGGCGCGGUGAAAGAUGAAGUAUUGCAGGGAUUGUUGGGCGCAUCACGUUCACAACAGAACGACAAAAAUGGAAAUAAAACAUUUCACUCUUGUUUACUCUUGGUUGAGUCUAAUAAGCUAUUCAGACUCAGCAAAAGCUAUUGUCUGUAGAUUCAUAGAGGACAUGCAUUUUCCUUAUGUCAAAUGUGUGUUAACUACAGCAAUAAACGCCGCUGUGCUGCAGCGUAAAGUCCACCCUGCCUGGAGAGUCAUCUGCCAGAUAACUAGAUAAGCACGCCUGACCUCAAUUUGCCUGCAGUUCAGCAGGUCAUGUCCUCCAAGACAAUGCUCGGGUGUCACGGCUUCAGGAGAGAUUUCCUGAUAGCCAGAUUUCUCCUUGGAUUUCUGCUCAUUUCUGGACAUCUUUUCUGUAGGAGGGAGUGUUGUUCCAGUCACCUGCCAAAUAAACUAACAUCCAGUCCUGGCGGAACCGUUUUGCUAUCCGCGGUAUGUUAUUGAAGCUCGCCGAGAGAAUGUCCUGAGUCACUUUGGAAGCCGGCGUAUUCCUGGACUAAUGAGUGCUGCUGGGGGGCCAACAUUGCUGACAUUGUAGACCUGCAGACCUUUUGGCUUAAAUGACACAGAGAGUCCGGCAGCUUGUGUGUCAUGCAUUCCUCUGAGAGUGUGGGAAUCCCCUUUUCUAUAUUGCCUUUUACCGUCCGAACCUACACAUCAACUCUUUCACCGCUCAGUUGUGUUAUUAUAUAAGCAGCCUUUUCCCCAAAUCCGUCCCCUUCAGCCGGUCCCAUAACUCCCUUCGCUCUCUCAUUAAACCCCUUUAUUCAUGGCUCCCCCCUACCCCUCCUCCCGCCUCUCUCUUCCCCACUUCGGCAACCCUUUUUCCUGCAUUCAAUCCUCGCUCAGUUUUUCACUGUAAUUGGUUUGUUGACACUUUAAAGUGCACAGGGAGUCUUAGAAUUGAAACAGUAGAGCUAUAUUUUUGGGAGAUUUUGCCUUAGGUGGCAUUUAAAUGUCAAUUUCAAUCAUCCGCAGGGGAAAGUCCAAUUAGUUUUAAUUGGAAGUGGAGCUGAGGAUGGAAUUGACUUAAGGUCGCAUGAAUAUGAAAUUGCAUUUGUCACAGUGAAGUUAAAUAAUCACCGCAUCAUACUUGAUAUUGUUCCCUGUUUCACUUUGUAGCACCUCAGGUGCAGCAUUCAUGACACUUUCACAUCCACACACCGUCUUGUCGGCUGUUUACCAGUGUGGCAAACUUUGUUGUCUGCUUCGUGACGACUCCAAAAAUUUUGUGUUAGACAAAAAAACUCAAGAUAAGAUUGACCGACAUAGUACACAUGCCAGUCCUGUAGGUGGCACAGUAUCGCUUGGCGUCUUCUGGCAAACAAUGAGGAAGAAGUUCCAUUCUUCAUCUUAGCCUGUUGUAGGUAAAUUAUUUUCUUGCAUUGUCAAAUUUUCUUGGGGCGUGGCUGGUGGACAUUUCCGCCACCGACUGAUAACGUCUGAUACAUUUAUUUUUUUCGUUAUUUCGAGUCAAAAAAGGAUCCAAACUCAUCUGUCGCAACUGUCUGAGGUUCGAUACGUGAGACAAAAUUUAAAUGUAAACCUAUAAAACCUAUAAAACGAAGCAUAUUCACAUUCAAGUGGACGUGACCCUGUGGUUUACGUUACACCGACUUGGCAUCAUUUCUAGUGACAUCACUGGUAAAGCCGCAUCUUUUCUACAUCAUGUUUUGGGUUGAGUUUCUGCAGGAUUUUUAGCUCAUCCUGGGACACCCGCUCUCUCCAGCCAGAUCUUUGCGGGCAAAGUUUCUGAAUGAAUAUCAGUCUUUGUAUGGAAGCGCCUACAUGUGACUGUGUUAUUAGUAUAAUCUCUUUCCCUGUUCCAUUUUAAACGUCAUCUGGAUUGAGUGUUUCACAUUGCACAACGUUGUUAGGACGUUGUUGUAAGCGCGGUUCAAACGUCUCAGGACAGAAGGUCAUUCAUUAAAGCGUGUUCGCUCAGGAAACUGAUUGGUCCUGACAAUCACGCUGCGACCUUUAAAAGGAGGCAGUGGAAGGUGGAUUUGUCCCUCUCUUUUUUAGCCCAUUAGCCUCUGUUUUGGAUCAGAGCUGGCCUGGAAACUCCCGGAAUAAUAGCCCUCCCUUCCCCUAUCAAGCUUUCUCACAGCCCCUCGCUGCCUCUCGGUGACAGCUCCUGGUGGGCCCUUCUUUUCCUGCUCCCCUCACAUCCGUCCUCGGGGUCUCUACCUCGGUUUUCUCUGAGGGAUUUGAUGCACCAACAGUCGACUUUUAACUCUGGAAGUUUUUUAUCCGAUUAUCCACCUCAGCAGUUUGCUCCCCAAAGCUCCAUCAGACGGAUCGAUGCACCAGAGAAGUUCUUGUUUCCUGAAAACGCGACUCGUCCUUUGGAGUUUUGCUCCGCGAAGCACAUGCGUGCGUUCCGAAGGCUUAACCGGACACUUUGUACUUCAGAGUGUGUGCUCGCACUGAAGCGUGCAGGUGGGCUUUGAGUAGAACCGGCUCUGUGAACAAGCAGCUGCGGGACCAUCAAUCGUGAUAGGUACUGAGCAUCAUAUGGAUUCUGGAUAUUCAGCCAAGCAGAGUAUUCCUCUGAACUUUUCUCGUCAAGUGCUGUCACCGGAGAUGGAGGAGAUGCCCUGAACCAAGAGCUGCCUCUCAUGGCAGCUGUCUUUCCCACGUGCUCGGCUGUACCUGCUGCACAGGGGCGAGAAGUCGGAGCGAGCUCAGCUUCAGUUCAGGAUGUGCACUUGCAUCUGUCCACCAUGGAGGUCAUUCUCAAUCUGGUAACUGCUGACCCCGAUCAACCUCCCUCCAGCAGCACAAUCGACCGGCUGGAGGUGAGCGGGUUGGGUCAGACACCUCUGGCCGUGUCAUGCGGUGCAGACGGCUCAUUCACCAGCAGCGAAGAUGGAACUCCCGACCCGCAGCGCACGAAGCAGGCCAUCGCUCAGCUGCAGCAGAAAAUCCUGAAGCUCACUGAGCAAAUAAAGAUCGAGCAGACGGCCCGGGACGACAAUGUGGCGGAAUACCUCAAGCUGGCCAACAACGCCGACAAACAGCAGAGCACACGCAUUAAGCAGGUUUUUGAGAAGAAGAAUCAAAAGUCGGCCCAAACCAUCCAGCAGCUGCAGCGGAAGCUGGAGCAUUACCACCGGAAGCUGCGAGAGGUGGAGCACAAUGGUAUUCCUCGGCAGCCCAAGGAUGUUCUGCGGGACAUGCACCAGGGCCUCAAGGACGUUGGCGCGAAGGUGACCGGCUUCAGCGAGGGUGUGGUGGACAGUGUCAAAGGAGGUUUGUCCAGCUUCUCCCAGGCCACUCACUCUGCUGCCGGCGCCGUCGUCUCUAAGCCCAGAGAAAUCGCCUCGCUCAUCCGCAACAAGUUUGGCAGCGCCGACAACAUCCCCUCCCUCAAAGACUCGCUGGACGACCCCACGGUGGAGGAAGGUGUGACCGGGCUCGCUGGACGGUCUCUGGCCAGCGCCGGUCAUCACCUCCAGUCAAGUCCCAAAUACGGGAGUGAGGAUGACUGCUCCAGUGCCACCUCCGGCUCAGCUGGCGCCAUCAGCAUCACGGGGGCCCCUGGAGGCCCCCCCAGCUCUAAGGGCAACACACUGGAGAGAAGUGAGAGCUCUAGUCUGGACAUGCUGCUGCAGGAGGUCCAGGAGCUGAGGGAGGGUCAGGCACGGCUGGAGGAGAGCCUGGAUGGCUUAAAGCGAGAUUAUCAGCAGGACUACACUGUUGUCAUGCAGUCGCUGCAGGAAGAGCGAUUUAGGUGUGAGCGCUUGGAGGACCAGUUGAACGACCUGACUGAUCUGCACCAGAAUGAGAUACUGAACCUCAAGCAGGAGCUGGCCAGCAUGGAGGAGAAGAUCGCCUACCAGUCGUACGAGCGGGCCAGAGACAUCCAGGAGGCGCUGGAGGCCUGUCAAACUCGGAUAUCAAAGAUGGAGCUCCAGCAGCAGCAGCAGCAGGCGGUCCAGUUGGAAGGACUGGAAAAUGCCACGGCCAGGACCCUCCUGGGAAAACUUAUCAACGUGCUGCUGGCCCUUAUGGCCGUCCUUCUGGUCUUCGUGUCCACUGUGGCCAACUGUGUGGUCCCUCUGAUGAAGACCCGCUCCCGCUCCCUCUCCACCUUCCUCCUCGUCCUCUUACUGGCCUUCUUGUGGAGGAACUGGGACGCACUUUCAGGGUACACACACCACGCUCUGCAGCCACCGGGGGGUGUGGACUGAGCACAGCGCUCAGCCGAACUUUUGCCCAGUCUAGUUGCACACAAACUUGAUAGAGGAUGAAGAGUUUUAGGGAGGAAGAGACGUUUACAUUUUUACUUUAUUCCUUUGAUGCUCGGUUGCUAUUCCUCACACAAUGCACCGUUUUUAUCUUUUAGACUUUAAUCAAUAACGUGGCUCAUGAUUUUAUGUUGUAUCCUCAGUGUUAUUUUAUUCAGUACCAUGUAGCAAUAAGCUCCUCGGGCUCUACAUGAAGGAGACUGUGGUCCGAGAGCUGGACUGCAGAGACACACAAAUGUGAAAGUGUGAUUGAUUGAUUGUUGUCGGGAGGAGCUUUGCUGCGGUGGACUCGGCUGGAAAGCUCAUUUCUUGCUGUGAUGAAACGCUUUCAGACUGAAUGAUUUGAAGGACCGACCGUGACAUUUCACUGCCAUAAUGACCUUCCGUUCUGUUUCUUGGAGCACAGAUGACAUGAUUUAAAUUCAAAGUCCCCCUUUUUUAAAUGAAACAAAACGCUUGGAUUAUCUGUGAAAUUGGGAGUCCAGGGAGGGAAGUGCUCGCGGUGAGGAUAUCACCAGACAGUUUGUUUGUGUUCAUGAGUUCCGUCAGAACCGGACUUGCUUUUAAGAGCCUUGACUUAAGUCUAUUGUCCAAGUAAAACCAAUUUGCCAGGAUAAUUGCUUCCCCUGCCAGAGCCACCAGUGGUGCUUAUCCAGUCGCAUCUCAGCUGGAGCUGGAAAACUGCUGCUUCACGUCUGCCGCGCUGCGCUCGUCCUCCUCACUGCCAACACUGCACACGUGAGAUAAUAUUCUUUCAUUUCACACCCGCGCCGUGUAUUAUCUUUGUGUUUCUAUAUGAAAACCCAUUUUGGAGUGAGCUCACCUAGUGCCAAACCUCCGAGCCGCGCGGGUUUCUCCACUGCAAGGCGACGAAGCAGGGGGGAAGCGGACAGAUCCUGCUCAUCAUGGUCUGGAAUGAAUGUAUUUCUAAAGUGAUCGAAAAACAUUUGAGCUCUUUUGUGCGCCCUCGGCUCUUUCCUCUCACCUGGUGUGACCCUUAAGAAGUGCAUUUCCCGGCUGCACUUUAGCACAGAAAACAAGUGGGUCAGGUCCGGGUUCAGACGCGGAGGAAGGAAAAAUAACGUGACUCAGGUCAGACUCUCCUACCCUCCUGGAGAUUCCAAACCAGACGGUCAAAAUGUCUUCAGUCCUCUUGAGAUGAUCAUGCUGCUGUUAUAAAGGUAUUUAUUGAUUUUUAUUGUUUUAAUGAGACCUUCUUUGGUUCAGCGGUCAAAAUAGCUGACAGUCAACCUCAUGUUUCCCGUAUAGGUUUAUCUGAUAAACCACUCCAGUGCCUUCUGAUGUCAUUUUCUAAGUGUGGAAUAAAUAAAAACGCAUUCCCAACUCAC
Messenger RNA from Synchiropus splendidus (mandarinfish), 8689 nucleotides. RefSeq names its product transmembrane and coiled-coil domain family 1a (gene tmcc1a). Bases 5709 to 7283 code for a protein of 524 amino acids. Gene Ontology annotation, cellular component: endomembrane system. The record is from RefSeq and is a predicted model, not a curated record. NCBI's taxonomy places the organism in Eukaryota, Metazoa, Chordata, Actinopteri, Syngnathiformes, Callionymidae. The transcript has 5 exons.